CGCAGAGGGAGGACCCGGGAACGCCGCCAGGGGCUGACUGUCCGCCCGUCUGUCCGCCCGUGUCUCUGCACGUCUGCGUGUCCCUCCGCCCAUCCGCCUGUCUCUCUGCACGCGCCACUCCGCCGACACCGACCCGACGAGCUCCCCGCCCGAAGAAAGGAGAAAAGUUACCCGACUCGCAGCCGACAUGUCUCAGUCUGACCUGGAGAAGGCCAUCGACACACUGGUCACACAGUUCCACUCUGCUUCAGCUGACAAGGGUCCAACUCUGAAAACUGAUGAGUUCAAAGGUCUUUUGUCCUCCCAGAUGCCUAAUCUGGUCAAGGUCGGCUCAGACCAGGGCUUCAGUGAGAUCCUGCGGAAGAUGGGUGUGGGUGACGGCGAGGGCAUCUCUUUCAAGCAUUUCUGGAACUUAAUCCAGUCAGUAGCCUCCUCACAGCACGGCCUCCUCAAAGGGCAGGGGAGGUCCUCCUGUGGCUGCAUCCUCCUGUGAAGAGCAAACUCUCAGCCCAACACAUCAGCACUACGUUUUCCACCAUGUUUAACAAUAAGCACCUCACUUUUCUAACUAGGUUCUGACAGAAUACAAAGUAUAGUACAAAGAAGCCACAUUUUUGACUCAAACAUUCCUUUUUUAUAAUGUAAUCUCUUAUCUGAAACACCUCUGCCAGUAUGUACUGCCCACCAUCCUUUGCACCAGUUAAAGUGAAAAUUCAGCUUAAUUGGUAUUUCAUGCAUGUUGGUAUACUUUUAAACAAUCUUACAAUAAAAUAUCCUAUAGGCCAGGGUUUUUAGUUGGGAUUAAACUGGUGAAAAGGGGGAGGGCAACAUUCACAGUGAGAUUCACGUCUACUUAUUUGUCACAUUUUUUCCCCGUGUAUAAUAUUGAUUUAUGGUGCCUUCAAACUAACAUUACGAGUAUGAACUUGCUUCUGUUUUGGUAUUAACAACUUCACAAGUACUUUUAAAAGUUUGGAAAAUGAAAACAUGCCCUUGAAAUGAUUAAAAACAAAGAAAACUUGUAAUUAGAUAUAUGACACUAAUUAUCUGAAAAACAUACCUUUUUGAUUCAUUCUAAAUGUUAGUAUUUCGGACAAUGCAUUCAUGUGAUGAAACCGCUUAAAUUGUGUGCUUUGUAGUCCCGUAUGUUUCUACAAGUAAUGCUCUACACUGCAAUUCUGCAUUUUCUUUGUAUUUAUAUUUCGAUAUUCUCUAUUCUGACCUGUAACCCCUGAAGAAAAAUGAUGUAAUAAACAUACAAAGAAAUAACAAAAA
Gasterosteus aculeatus aculeatus (three-spined stickleback) is the source of this 1275-nucleotide messenger RNA. RefSeq names its product S100 calcium binding protein V2 (gene s100v2). The record is from RefSeq and is a predicted model, not a curated record. Lineage: Eukaryota; Metazoa; Chordata; Actinopteri; Perciformes; Gasterosteidae.